UUUCAGUAUUAACAUAGUUUUUUUCUUAGAUGAAUCCUAUGGAAAAUGAAAAUCAAAUUCAAGGAGGCGCUCCAGGUGUUUUAGGUGUUCUUAAUCCAUCAAGAUUGAAUGGAACGUUGUGGUUCAAACGUGAUUCUGUAAUCACUAGUGAGAUAAGAACAAUAAUUCGAUCUGACUUUCCUGGUGCGUAUCGAAAUUAUUCAACAACACCAAUAAAUGUGAAAGAGCGAUGGUUUAACACAUUUAAGAGGAAAUUCAAUUGGCAUCCCACAAUUGAAUUAGAGGUGAAAACGAUGUUUCACAAAUGUGCUGCAACUAAGCUAAUUGAUAUGAUUAGCCGAGUUAAAGAAAGAGGUAAAAUGCCAUACUGGAUCCUUGAUGAUCAAUACAAAAUUCUGGUUGAGUAUUGGGGAACAGAAAAAGCUAAGGAGAGAAGCAAAAAAGCUUCCAAGAGCCGGAUGUCUGACCGAAAUGGUUUGGGACCUCAUAAGCAUCGAGCGGGUUCACGUUCGUAUGCCAAAGUUGCUGAUCUUUUGAAAGAAAAAACGGGAGAUGCAUCAUACAUUGAUGUUCUUCGAGAGACCCACAAGAAACCUGAUGGAUCAUUUGUUGAUGAGAGGGCAAAGCAGAUUAGUGAGGGAUUUGAGAAGAAUGUAGCUGAUCUUUUUGAAGAUGAAAUCCCACCAGCCGAAGAGCUAACUCAUGAAAAAAAGAAUGAAAUGUAUUUAAAGAUUGUAGAGGCAACAAACGGUCGUGUGUUCGGUCUAGGAGCUCUUCUCAGUGAAUUCUCUGGCAAAGGUGGAGUUUCGGCUAUCUUUGAAAAUCACAUGGAAAACGAGGCGGCUUUCAAACAAAAAUUAGAAGAGAUUUAUCAAGAAAAUAUGGAAAUCAAAGAGAGGCUCAACAAGCUUGAAGGACUCCAGAAAAUGCUCGAGUUAUUGUCCCCUCGUCUAUCCUCUACUGGUGUAAACAACUAAGUGUUCACUUAGUUGUUUUAGCUUUGCUUUUUAAGUUUUUAUUAUGAAUUUCGUUUUUAUUUAUUGCUGGUUGUUUUCUACUAUUUUUUAUGCAUUGCUGGAAUAUUUCAAUAUUUGAUUAUUUAAUAAAAUAAGUUUUUCUUUUA
Messenger RNA from Arabidopsis lyrata subsp. lyrata, 1123 nucleotides. RefSeq lists its product as uncharacterized. The record is from RefSeq and is a predicted model, not a curated record. The transcript is spliced from 5 exons. The coding region runs from base 30 to 977 and encodes 315 amino acids. Lineage: Eukaryota; Viridiplantae; Streptophyta; Magnoliopsida; Brassicales; Brassicaceae.